This is a messenger RNA of Malus domestica (apple), 1965 nucleotides long. RefSeq names its product serine hydroxymethyltransferase 3, chloroplastic-like. Gene Ontology annotation, biological process: L-serine catabolic process; tetrahydrofolate interconversion; folic acid metabolic process. Gene Ontology annotation, molecular function: pyridoxal phosphate binding; zinc ion binding; cobalt ion binding. Gene Ontology annotation, cellular component: cytoplasm. Lineage: Eukaryota; Viridiplantae; Streptophyta; Magnoliopsida; Rosales; Rosaceae. The record is from RefSeq and is a predicted model, not a curated record.
UGUUUAAUUAAAAUAUAAAAGUUGGCCAACCGGGUGUUUUGAGAACAAAAACCCUGAGGCACUAAACCCUCUCCUCUCCACUGCCACCGUUUUCCCUUUUUUGUUUCAUUCCCUUACGCCGGAUUGCAAAGGAAGCUCUCUCGCCGCCUUACCUGAUUAUUGGGGUUUUCUGUGGAGUUUGCAGGACGCUUGUGAGGUAUUAUUGUAUUUGGAAGCCAAGAUGCAGGCUUGUGGUGGAGCUGCAGCGAUGGGUUCUCUUCAACAACCCACUUGGACAAAGGGAAUAGCUUUUCCCAACAAAGGGCUUAGCUUUACCGGAUAUUCACAUCAGCUGAAGCUCAAUCGUGUGAAGCCCGGUACCGGUACUGCUAGAUAUUCUUCUUACAUUGAAGGAAGCUUGACUGCUGGAAGGCCAUCUUCUUCUGUCUCCGUGCCCUUGCCUGAAAUCGGAGGUAGUGGAAGCAGUUUUGUGGACAAUGGGUUAAGUGAGGCUGACCCUGAGGUACGUGCAAUUAUUACAAAGGAGAAGGAGCGUCAGCUCAAGAGCCUUGAGCUUAUUGCCUCUGAAAAUUUUACUUACCGGGCAGUGAUGGAGGCAGUCGGCUCAUGUCUCACAAACAAGUAUUCAGAAGGAUUACCAGGUAAAAGGUACUACGGUGGCAAUGAGCACAUUGAUGAGCUUGAAACACUAUGCCAAAAAAGGGCUUUGGAUGCAUUUCACUUAGACGGAAAGAAGUGGGGUGUUAAUGUUCAACCAUUAUCUGGUUCUCCUGCUAAUUUCGAAGUUUAUACAGCAAUUCUUAAACCUCAUGACCGUCUCAUGGGUUUGGACUUGUCUCAUGGGGGACAUUUGUCUCAUGGUUUCAUGACUCCUAAACGGCGGGUAUCAGGCACAUCCAUAUAUUUUGAGUCCAUGUCUUAUCGACUCAAUGAAUCCACAGGUCUGGUUGAUUAUGACAAGCUUGAGGAAAUGGCUGACCGAUUUAAACCAAAACUCAUUAUUGCUGGGGCUAGUGCUUAUCCUCGAGAUUUUGACUAUCCUCGCAUGAGGAAGAUCGCGGAUGCUGUUGGUGCUUUUCUUAUGAUGGACAUGGCUCACAUAAGUGGGCUUGUUGCUGCUUCUGUGCUUGCAAAUCCUUUUGACUACUGCGAUAUUGUGACCACAACAACACACAAGUCUUUAAGAGGCCCAAGAGGUGGAAUGAUCUUCUUCAAGAAAGAUCCGGUUCUUGGGGUCGAUUUAGAAUCUGCCAUCAACAAUGCUGUUUUUCCAGGUUUACAGGGUGGUCCUCAUAACCACACUAUCGGGGGCCUUGCAGUUUGCCUGAAGUAUGCACAGUGCCCAGAAUUUAAGGCUUACCAGAACCAGGUGGUCUCUAAUUGUAGGGCUCUUGCAAGUCGAUUGACUGAACUUGGAUACAAACUAGUUUCUGGUGGAAGCGAUAACCAUCUGGUUCUUGUGGAUCUGCGGCCUUUAGGUAUUGAUGGAGCUCGAGUAGAGAAAAUUCUUGACAUGGCUUCUAUCACCCUUAACAAGAAUUCAGUACCCGGUGAUAAGAGUGCUGUAGUGCCGGGCGGCAUUCGCAUUGGAUCGCCUGCCAUGACGACGAGAGGGUUCACAGAGAAAGAAUUCGUAGCAGUUGCCGACUACAUUCAUGAGGGCGUGCAGAUAACAAUAGAUGCCAAACGCACGGUUCUAGGACCGAAGCUCCAAGACUUUAUGAAGUUUGUAGCUUCCCCGGAGUUCUCUCUAAAGGAUCGAGUGUCCGAUCUGCAGACAAGAGUUGAAGCUCUUACCACCCGGUUCCCAAUGCCUGGCGUAUAACCGGUAUAGCAACAUCUGGUCAAUCUUCCAAUAAGGGAGUUCAAGUUUAAUCACUCAUGUUGUACUUGUGAUACGGUUCUAUGAAACCGUAAACUCUUAAUCCAACGGCUUCAGAUUUGAGUGAUUUUUGGUUUUGCGUA